Dalotia coriaria is the source of this 1413-nucleotide messenger RNA. RefSeq lists its product as uncharacterized. The coding region runs from base 89 to 1312 and encodes 407 amino acids. Lineage: Eukaryota; Metazoa; Arthropoda; Insecta; Coleoptera; Staphylinidae. The record is from RefSeq and is a predicted model, not a curated record. The transcript is spliced from 2 exons.
AAUAAAUUCUAGUCAAACUAAACACUCACAGUAAUAUCGGCAACAUUUGCAUUAACACUUGUAUAUUACAUAUGCAAAUAAAAAAAUAAUGGAGGAGGUGAAUUUGGCACCGUUGGUGAAGCAGGUUUCUUGUACUGAACAUAUUAUUGCUCCGGAAGUUCAAUAUAAAUACGCGAAUGAAAAAGGCGAUGGGUAUCUCGGCGUAGUAAAAGCGAUUGAAUUGAUAGGAAGGAACAAAAGUUUGGAAGUGAUUGUAAAGUAUGCGGCCACCAGUGCGAAUCUACGCAGACAAGCACCGAUCAGGGAAGCAUUCCUGACAGAAAUGUGGUUUUAUGAUAAAAUUGUGCCGUCCCAGCUAAACUUUCAGAUAGAACACAACGUGCAAAAUCCAUUCGUAAACUAUCCGAAGUGUUAUGCUAUUCGUAGACAAAACCAUGAAGAGAUUCUGUUUUUAGAGAAUCUAAAACAGUAUGGCUACAAAUUAUGGAACAGAAAGAAACCAAUGAACCACGAACAUUUAAAGUUUGUCUUUUACGAAUACGGGCGUUAUCAUGGAACAAACUAUGCAAUCAAGAAACUAAAUCCAGCGUUGUAUAAAGAAAUGACAAGUAACUUGGUAGAUAUGAUGCAGUUGUUCAAUAGAACAGAUGGAUUUAGCGGGUUGAUGAAGAAAAUGUCCGGGAAAGUUAAAGAUUUCUUUGAUCCAAUCAAAGACCAAAAGUAUUAUGAUAUUAUUUCGGAGUUUAACUCAGUAUCAAUGGAGAAAUUCGAAGCUACUAGUGAUUUAGAUGAUUAUUCUAUCAUUUUACAUGGAGAUUGUUGGUGUAAUAAUAUGAUGUUUAAAUACAAGAACGCUGAUGAUGAAAGCAAACCGGAUUCGAUUCAAUUAAUAGACUUCCAAUUGUGCAAGGAAGGGUCCCCUGUAUUGGAUUUAUCUUAUUUCUAUUAUGUGUGCUCAGAUAAAACAAACUUUCAACAUUUAGAUGAAUAUCUAAAGAUAUAUCAUCAAAGCCUUCAUGAUCAUCUCGCUGAAUUUGGCUUGGACUCGAAUGAUAUUUUUCCGUUUAGUAAACUGAAAGAACACUGGAAGAUAUACAGUAGAUUUGGGUAUUUUAUGGCGGUUUUCUUGAUUAAAAUUAUGCUUAGUGAUGUUGAUGAAGUGCCAGAUUUGGCUGAUGUUGCCGAUAGUAAAGCUAAUGAUGAUAACAGUGUAAUGAAUAGCUUUGACUUUGAAAGCAGAAGUGAGGAUCAGUAUAAAGAACGUAUACGGGAACUUAUUUAUCAUAUGGUUGAUAAUGGAUAUAUAUGUUAAUUAUAUUUUAAUAUUAUUUAGAGAAUUUUAUGGUUUUGUGACUUUUAUGGUGUGGAUGUAUUAAAAUUAAAAUUUCAAAUAAAUCAAUUUUAAAAGCUAAA